Messenger RNA from Phalaenopsis equestris, 882 nucleotides. RefSeq names its product protein ELF4-LIKE 4-like. The record is from RefSeq and is a predicted model, not a curated record. Lineage: Eukaryota; Viridiplantae; Streptophyta; Magnoliopsida; Asparagales; Orchidaceae. The transcript has 2 exons. Gene Ontology annotation, biological process: positive regulation of circadian rhythm; entrainment of circadian clock. The coding region runs from base 371 to 715 and encodes 114 amino acids.
UUUUCUUCUUCCGGAAAGCUGGGAAUUUGCAGUAUUCAAAACUCUGCGUUAAUCACCAUUUACAGUUUUACAUUCCUUGAAAUUUCUCUAAAUUAUUCAGAAGCCAUCCAUUCUGUAUCAAAUUAUGGAGAGAGAGAGAUAGACUUUUCAAAGUGUGGCUGUCAAAUCGCCCCUAUAUUACAGGUUUUAAGGAACAAUCGCUGCUUUCGGUCUAGGGAGUGAGGGUUCCUGCGUUUUCUUCAUCUCUCUCUCUCUCUCUCUCUCUCUCUCUCUCUGUGCUUCCGGUGGUUCUAUCUGCAUUCGAUUUCAGGAUAUAUGUUCUAGAUUUCAGAGGCUCGACAAAGGCAUAGAGGAUACCAUAUCAGAAGGCAUGGAAGGGGAUACUUUCUCAGGCCUCAGCAACAGAAAUUUGGUGGACAGCAAAGUUCUUCAGCACUUCAACAACAGUUUUGGGCAGGUGCAGACCAUACUCGAUCAAAACCGCCUUCUAAUAAAUGAGAUUAAUCAGAACCAUGAGUCGAAGAUACCUGACAACCUCAGCCGCAACGUGCGGCUUAUCCGAGAGCUCAACAAUAAUAUCCGGAGGGUCGUCGAUCUCUACGCCGACCUCUCCACCUCCUUUUCGAAGUCAUUGGAGGACUCUUCGAACGGCGACUCCUCCGGAACUUUGAGGUCUGAUGGGAAGGCUGGUCUUAAGAGAGUUAGAUCUGGGUAGAACAAAGUUAAGAACCUCAAAGUAGUUUCAAGUGCAGAAUAAUAGUUGGCAAUUCUUGUAUUGUUUGUAUUCCUGUGCAGUUCUUAUUCAUCUCUUCAAUGAAAAGAUGCUUUUUUUUUCAUAUUGAUUGUUACUCACAUAGCUAAAUAUAUGGAUUUUUCCAUAAA